This is a messenger RNA of Priapulus caudatus, 523 nucleotides long. Its product is annotated as small ubiquitin-related modifier-like. The transcript has 5 exons. NCBI's taxonomy places the organism in Eukaryota, Metazoa, Priapulida, Priapulimorpha, Priapulimorphida, Priapulidae. Gene Ontology annotation, cellular component: nucleus; PML body. The record is from RefSeq and is a predicted model, not a curated record. Gene Ontology annotation, molecular function: ubiquitin-like protein ligase binding; protein tag activity. The coding region runs from base 31 to 324 and encodes 97 amino acids. Gene Ontology annotation, biological process: protein sumoylation.
GGCAAAACAAGCGAAUAGUUGACCGGCGCAAUGUCUGAAAUGAACGAGCAGGAUCAUCAUAAAGAUGGCGGUGACUCGGGAUCGGAGUACAUUAAGCUGAAAGUCCUUGGGCAGGAUAACAAUGAGAUUCAUUUCAAAGUCAAAAUGACAACAGCAAUGGCGAAACUAAAGAAGUCGUAUAGUGAACGAGUGGGAAUACCAGCAAACUCGUUACGAUUUCUCUUUGACGGACAUCGGAUAAAUGACGAGGAUACACCAAAGAAGCUUGAAAUGGAAAAUGAAGAUGUCAUUGAGGUGUACCAGGAGCAAACGGGAGGAGUAUAACACCAAGGAUAUACCUCUGCAGAGUGAUGCUGUAUGAAAAUCCAUGAGAAAUGCAUCUAGCAGCUGGAUUGGUUUGAUGACACCAGCCUCCAUUAUGUGGGACAUGGCAUGGUGUUAUGUACAUACAUUUUUAUUAUUUUAGAUAUAGCAAACAACUGUGGCGAUAAUCAUUACUGCAAACUAAUUUUAAAGAAUGGUC